AUGCCUGCUCGGAAGAAAUCAGCAACCGAACGCCUGCAAUCAAAGGAACGGUCAAGAUCAUUAAACAGAAAUCUUAUGCGACAACUAAGAAGUAAUCCAGAAUAUCGACAAGCGGAACAAGCACGUGAUACAGAAGCUCAUCAGACAGCAAGACUGGAUCCAUCUAGAAGACGAACUGAACAAGCACGUGAUACAGAAGCUCAUCAGAUAGCAAGACAGGAUCAAUUGCGAAGACUAAAUGAGCAGGAACGCAAUACUGAAGCACAUCGCAUUAGGAGACUUGGUCCUCGACUUCCUCGACAUGCCCGCGAUCCGGCGAGACUUCAGGAACUUCAACGGCAUUCUCUUGGUGAAUUAAAUAAGCUUUGUAGACACUGCAAUGCUAAACACUUUUCAUGUGAAAUGAGUAGCACAGAAUCAUCACUGUGCUGUGAAAAAGGUAAAGUCACUUUAGAUGCUUUACAGGAAGACCCAAUAAUCUAG
Messenger RNA from Chilo suppressalis (striped riceborer), 483 nucleotides. Lineage: Eukaryota; Metazoa; Arthropoda; Insecta; Lepidoptera; Crambidae. The record is from the annotation of a GenBank genome assembly.